Messenger RNA from Porites evermanni, 1480 nucleotides. NCBI's taxonomy places the organism in Eukaryota, Metazoa, Cnidaria, Anthozoa, Scleractinia, Poritidae. The record is from the annotation of a GenBank genome assembly.
AUGAUUAAAGACAACAAAGAAGUAGCACAGUCGGUUAGUGCAGGGCCACCGAUGCGGCAGGUUUUGCGUUUGAUUCCCAAGUAUGAUCUCAAAUCCUUGUUUCGACUUUUUUCCUUUCCGCAGAGCACUGAUGCAGAGAGUUGGUAAGAUGAGCGCAGCAUCGGCCCCAGGUUUCUCAGUGCAAUGUGUAUUGGUACAAAUUACCAACGUAAGAUAAGGACCUUUACCUGUACUUUAACAUUGACCGCCAAGCAAACGACAUAAAAAAAAAAACGCUCAUAUCUGAUCAAGGUCCGGUAAACAGAUUACACUGGAUAGGAUCCCAAACUUUCAAAGGGAAAUAAAACAAAAGAAACCUCCGUAAAACAGAAUGAGAACAACGAGAACAUCUGUCCAAACUGCGGAUUCGACCAUGAAGGACUACGUCAAAGUGUUCAACCUCCUGAAAAACUUGUACCGCUUUCUCCAAAAAAAGUUAUUUUUCCAAUGCGCAAAGGAAAGAAAAAUGACAAAGAUAAACAAAACGAACCCACGCCAGCACAUCAGACUCUGACCUCGCUUUUCAGUUACGAAGGGCUAAUCCACGUACAUUCUGCGCACCCACUGUUCAUGUUCUAAUCCAUGGUGAAAACGGAGAAAAGGAAGAAGACUCCGGCCGAUCAGCAAGCAUUCUAGACGGAAAAUCAAGAACCUAAAGUCAACUCACCAAAGCAAAACGUAUCACUGCAACCCACUGACACGAAGCUCUAUGCCAUUACCCAGAAAAUAAAACACCAUUACAGGAAAUAAAAAACAAAGACCUUACUCGUCGUUGUCAAGGGAAGCAAGAAAUCCCAACCUCUCCUAAGUCCCGAUACUAGUGUGGAACACGGAUUAUUGCAGGUACCCAACACAACCAAUACAGAGCGUAAUUCUCCAAUAAAGGACAGUGCCAUCACCAACCAGGACCUUGCAGAGAAUUACUGCCUCUCAGCAAAUCCACUUUUGACUUCCCAGUACAAGUUCCAGGACGGUUUGUCUGAUCCGGGCAAAAAUAAGAAAAUCAUGACAAAGUUAAUAGUAAAUGAAGGCUUAACUCCUACUGCCCUUAAACUGGAAAAAAUUCUAGAGCCUAAAAGCCACGAAGUAGGAACAAAGAUUUCAUUACUUUCGAGUUCUCGUCAGGCUAUGAAAAACAAUGUAUAAAAUUUUCUCCCUUAAAACAUCAAUUUUAAUUGAAAAAUUGUUGAUACAGCAGGUUUGCAAUUUUCCAAAUUAUAUAAAUUUAACCAUUACAGAAAUGGGCGAACAAAGCAAACUUGCAAAGUUUGAAAAACGUUUCCCAGCAAGGGCAGAUUUGAAUUUUGGAAAGAGCCAGAAAUCGCACGACGCCAAGUCGGGUGACUAUGGUGAAUGUUCCAUCAAACGGAUACCAUUGUCAUCAAGGAACGUCAGGCUGUGUGAUGCGAGCUUUGUGAGGAGCUGCAUUGUCGUGAUGUAA